AGUUACGUUUCGAAUUCGAGUUUCGAGUUGAAAAAGCGUUUCCUCAAUCAUUCCGAGUCCCGAUUUAUUUAUACGUUGAUAACCAAGUGUGAUUGAUAUCCUGAUUCUCGAGUACUUUUGCUCAAUUUUGCUCAAGUUAUAAAGGUAAAAAUAAAAUCAGGAAACCUUAGAUCUUCUUCGAAAUAUUAUGGAGAAGGAUAAAGAUUUAAAAAAUAUUUGGAAAGUUUACCGUUCAUCUGAGACAGAACGAGUCAGAUCAAAUACUUUACCUGGAUUGUUGCCGUCUAAUAAGCAGUCGUUCAAAUGUAACACGAGCGACAAUUUGCAUGCAUUAAUCAGACCAUACAAUUGCAAACUAUAUGGGAGUAACAGAGAAUUAAGUGUAAGGUUCCAAGAUAGCAUAUUGAAAGCUAACAGUAACUGUGUGAGUACAUGGGUUUUCCCACACAACAAUCACAGUAUUGAAAACCUGAACUGGAGCAUGCAAUGUAAUCAAGAAUCGUUCAUAAGAAACACUACAUCAAUGGAAGAUCAGUUGGAACAUAUGGAACUUGAAUCAGCAAGUCAAUCAACAGAGGAAUAUCAAGAAGAGGCUGGUACAAUUAAAUCUGUUAUUUUUUCAAAAAAGACUAGUUUGCGCCCAAAAUUGAAAAUAAAAUUUGGGAAACAAAAACCUGAGAAGAGACAGGGCACAAAUUCUGUAAACGAAGACAAUAUAACACCUAUAAAGAAAUGGAAGGAUGAUGAUAUAUUAGACAAUCCAAUUGUUCCGUCUGAUUCUUCUGUCAUUUCUACUGCUGAUAGCUGUGACAAAUACGAAGAUCCUCAAGCUAAACAUGCGUCGAAAAAGAACUUUGUCUUAUGCAAACGUUAUGUUAAACGUUCUAUGUUUUUACUAUUAUUAUCUACGAUACUCGUGACUUUUAUCUCGGUGUACUUGUAUGAAAAUCAGGAGACACGCAAGCAUAGUAAUGAUUUUGCGAAUGCUGUUGUUGAAUUGAAGGAGCGGAUUCAUGGUCACAACAACUUGCAGAAAUUCUGUGAAUAUCUUCAGAGUGAUGUACCCUCCUUCAAAGUGAUAGUCCUCUUCGGUGACACAGGCGUCGGUAAAUCAUACACGGUAGAUAUCAUAAGAAGGAAUUUCCCGCGAAAGUAUGCUAUUCGUCAGUAUUUUCCGCCAUUGAAAGCCGUGAACGACAUCAAUCUUCCUCUCUUAUAUCCGAAUUUAAUCAUCCUGGAAAAUUUGAAAAAACAUCAUUUGACGGACUUUGUAAACUUUCUAGAGACCCGUCGAGAUAUGUAUAAGAAUCGCUUCGUGACCAUACUGGCCAUUUUCAACUUCGAAGAUUUAAUUGACCUCAAGAUACGAAUAAGAAAUCAGCUCCACGAUGAAGCCGUAAUUAAAAACGCUUUUUUCAACAAAAAUAUCGAUGUUGAAAUUUUUUUCUAUGAGUCUUUGAACGAAAAUGCUUUGGAGGGUUGCAUUAUAGAUGCGAUCAAAGAGAGCAAAUUGACGCUCAACGAAAAACAAUUUAAUCUUGUUAAAGAGAAUCUGUUGAUACAUCAGGCCGGUUGUAAAAGGGCCUACAGGUAUGUUCAGGUGAUCGGUAGGCAACAUGAAUGAAUGUAAAAAUUGAUCGAUAGAAUUCCUUGUAAAGAUGAAAAGACUGAUGAAAUCACUAUGUAUUUUACGACUGACAUAACAAAUCCGACUGCGACGCGCAUUUUUUUUGUAUAUAUACUUUAUGUAAUUAUUUCAAUUACUAUAUGAGUGCUUUCCAAUUGCUUAACAUAUUUUAACACAAAUGUACACAGGAAUAAAAUGUAGCAUUGUGCACUCAAUUAGAACAAAUGUAUCGCUGUACACGGUUUAGGCAAGGAUAGAACUAAGUUAAAAGUAACUUUUUCUAUCUGUUGAAUGUGUGAGAAGCAAAAAUGCAGGCCAUUAUCUUCCAAUAUCUUCCAAUCUUAUUUAUAGCUAUCGUGAUUAACCGAUUUGACCAUUAGUAACAUGUAAUUGUCACAAAAAUACAAGUUUACCCAAUUGACUAGUAGCUUUUGGGCUGAAUACAGAUAUGUGUCAAUGAUUACGAUAAUUAGAAUUGUCGCGUGUUCAUGAAAGUGUGUAGUGAUUUUACAAUUGAAAAGCACUCUAUAUUGUGAUAAUCUUAAGACCUAAUAAGUAGUUCUUACCGAGCGAAUAUAUUUUCUGAAUGUAAAUAUUUUUUGAAAUGCGUUCCACUUUAAUUAAAUGAUCGUCGACCCUCUCGUCAAUUUUUCAUUAAAGGGCAUAAUUUUGAUAAUUUAUGGAAAGAGAUCGAGCAGCCAAUUUCAUUAGUGAAAGCCAACUUGGAGACGAAUAUAACGUUCAUAGUCUGUGGACUUAAAUGCAUAAUGAAAUUUUCGUGUGCAUUACUUCCGGAUUGUGAAUAUUGAAGAUUUGAGCGGUAAUUUUUGCGGGCGAUGUCGUAUCACUUACGUUCGAUGAAACGCGUAAUCGACUCGUGGUUUCGCACGAUUGAGUGAACUCAUGUGGAUUAAGAUUUCCAUACGACAUAUACAAUGUCGCGGACUUUGAAACUUUCUUUUUGUAAUUGCAUUUGGACUCAUAAUGAUUUGUAAGCGAAUAACCAACCACGAUAUUACGUAUAGAACGUUAAGAAACGACAUGUUAUACCCAAAGUAUGAAUGUUACGUUAUUACUAUCGAUCGCUCUUGUGCAAUUGAAAAGUCGCGCGAUUGUAUUUCUAGAUAGGUAUAAGUGAAAUUUUUCCAAGACGUGAAAGAAAGAAUUUCUUAUUACAUAAACAUUGUUUUAUCUCUACUUAGGAAUAAGUGGGGAAAGAAUUAAGUGCCAAAUCUUGAAAAAAAACCUACUAAGAAUAUUUUAUUUUUAAGUUACAAAUUUGAUAAUGAUGUGUCAGAAUGUGGUCAGGAUGGAUUGCAGUCAGUGCCUUUAAUUAACUAUUCUUAUCUUAGGAUAGACGUCUUUUAGAGGCACAUUGUGAACUUGCUACUUGUAUUUUUUGAAACUAUUUUGCUCAAUAUAUUUAUAUUUCAAUUUAUAGUAAUUAGAUUAUGUAGUAAUUGUAUUAUGUAGAUUUACAUUAUAGACAGAUUAUAG
Trachymyrmex septentrionalis is the source of this 3124-nucleotide messenger RNA. RefSeq lists its product as uncharacterized. The transcript has 3 exons. The record is from RefSeq and is a predicted model, not a curated record. NCBI's taxonomy places the organism in Eukaryota, Metazoa, Arthropoda, Insecta, Hymenoptera, Formicidae. The coding region runs from base 188 to 1624 and encodes 478 amino acids.